ACGGGCGAUCAAGAAGGCCCGUGGCCUAGGUCAAUGGCCCGCAUUGCACUUUGCUGGGCGCGUUGGCUUACCAUCUCCCCACAGUGGGAGAGUGGACGUCGUAAUUUGUGCUAGAGGGGGUACGCGUUCGCGCGGCCCCUGCCAAUUCUCUCAAUUUAAAUUUUGGUCCUCCGACCGACCUUGCUGCGUGUUAAGCCUAGAAAAUGAAAAUGCGAAACUGUCCCUGUCAAUUACCUAAAUUUAAUUUCGCCCCUCCGCGGGCAAUAUUUUUUUAUUGCCGAGUAUUUAAUUUUAAUAAACAGAACUGCGAGAUUCUGCAGAAAAUAGGUCUUGGAGCCCAAGCACGAAGGGAAAAGGACCGGAAGAUUGAUUUUGUGGAGGAUUUCACCGAUGGCUCGGAGCGUGACGUACGUCUCGGCGGCGAAGCUGGUGUCCAUGGCGCGGGGGAACCACCGGAUGGCCGUCAUCGACGUCAGGGAUGAGGAGAGGAGCUACCAGGCCCACAUCGCGGGGUCGCACCACUUCGCCAGCGGCAGCUUCGCGGCGCGCCUGCCGGAGCUCGUGCAGGCCACCAGCGGCAAGGACACCCUCGUCUUCCACUGCGCGCUCAGCCAGGUGCGAGGCCCAUCCUGUGCUAGGAUGUUUUCAGACUAUCUAUCAGAGUCCAAGGAAGAUUCAGGGAUAAAGAACAUCAUGGUGCUGGAACGUGGGUUCAAUGGAUGGGAGGUUUCGGGGCAGCCCAUCUGCAGCUGUAAAGAUGCUCCUUGCAAAGGCACAUGUUGCUGAUGUUCCUGGUUUACGGAACUGGAACAGUUCAACUCGUCGCCUUGUUGAAAUGAUCAUUCAUAACAUUGAUAAUAAUCUCAUUAGAUUUGACAACGGAAUGUCAUUGAACAUUUCAUUUGCAUAUACACAUGCCUACAACACUUCUUUUUAGCUUUUACGUGCGUCUACUGCACGGAGUGUUGAGUAAUGGAAAAUGUUUUCUUCUUCA
Messenger RNA from Lolium rigidum, 994 nucleotides. Its product is annotated as arsenate reductase 2.1-like. The transcript has 3 exons. Gene Ontology annotation, cellular component: cytoplasm; nucleus. Gene Ontology annotation, molecular function: protein tyrosine phosphatase activity. NCBI's taxonomy places the organism in Eukaryota, Viridiplantae, Streptophyta, Magnoliopsida, Poales, Poaceae. The record is from RefSeq and is a predicted model, not a curated record. Bases 391 to 786 code for a protein of 131 amino acids.